Chara braunii is the source of this 1345-nucleotide messenger RNA. The record is from the annotation of a GenBank genome assembly. Lineage: Eukaryota; Viridiplantae; Streptophyta; Charophyceae; Charales; Characeae.
CGGAGAAGCAGACGAGGCCUAUCACGCCCGGAUGCUGGCCUGGAGUACCAAAACAAAGAAACGGGCAGAUGACGCAGCAGCAGCAGCGAAGAAGAAGGCAGAGGACGCCGAGCAGGCACGUCUGUUGGCACUUGAACAACAGCGCCAGCAUGACGAGGCAGCAGCAAAGGCUGCCGAUGAAGAAAAAAUUCAACGUCGUGAGAAGAUAUUUAGCGGAGAGGAAACAUUGCUCACCAUGGCAGCGGAAUGGCGGACCGAGGCCGAGAAUGGUAAGCUGGAGGAUAGCGAAAACAAGAUCGCUCUCCUCCUCUCCCAUCUCACAGACCUCCUGGCUACAUGCAUUACACAGCAGGAGGAUAUCCACAGCCUCGACGACUCGCUGGCUCAAGUCCACGGUCGCCUCCGGCAGCUGGAGCAACGACCUGUCGCCGCCCCCGAUGCAAGCUCUUCCAACACCUCCGAUCGCCUCGAAGCAUUGGAGAUGGACGUCGGCUCCCUCAAGGACGGCGUGCAGUUACAGCAGACCGCAACGCAACAGUUGGAACAGCGGAUCUGUAUUGCCGCCAACAACUCAAGUUCAGAACCGCGCGAGACAGCUCCAAAGUUUGACGGGCAGGAGAUCUUCCGCGACUCGACGGAGAUAGAUCCGAUAUCAUGGUUCCGCAAGUUCGAGCUCACGUUGCAGCUUCACUACGUCAAAGUACACAAGCACCACGCAUACUUAUACUCCCGGUCGGAGGGCGUGUGCCAGGCAUGGUUGGACAAUCUCUUGUCCAAGUACGGAGUGGUAGCUGCCCACUUGCACACCAAGAUCAGUUGGGAUGAUCUGAAGGCGGCAUGGAACAAGCGGUUCCAAGUCGAGCCGUCGGAGAUCAAGGCUAUGGACAAGCUAAUGGUCUUCGAGCAAGGCAUGCUGCCGAGUACUGACUGGAUUGCCGAGUACCAACGCUUGACAUCAGUCCCAGACAUCCAGAUGGGCUUCAAGGCCAUCCGCCACUAUUUCAUCUCAAGGUCCUGUCUGACAUUAAGCAAUGCCCUGACUCACGUCGAGGACACCUUGACGACAACGGCGGAACUCUUUGACCAGGCCGCGCAGAUCAUCAUUACGAACAAGGAGGCUAAGAACCUGCGUUCGUCUGCGGCAGGCCCGAGCAGAGACCAGCAUCGGCCAAGAGUGACCGUGGUCGCGGCGGCAACGCCGUUUGACCAAACUAGCGAGGCCGUGUCUGUCAAUGAAGGAGACAGACUUGCAGCCGCCCGGCGCCCCGGCAGAGGCUGAGGACGCGGCAAGACAAAGACACGCACCGCAUCUAGCCCCAGGCCCGGCGUAGCAGCUUCAGCCCCU